CCCCUCGCUCCUGCGACCAGCUCAGAUCAGAGACACCGGUAACAGUCUGUGGAUUAAGACCUGGAGGAUCCCGACUUUCCACGGAGACGAACCACCUCCACCUGACUCCCACGUCCUCUCACAGCCGCCGAGAGCUCCUCCAUCUUCCUCCACUUCUCCUCCAGACUCCGCGGAAGCCGGGGAGCCGAGCCAGCGCAGGAACAUGUCCGUGGUGGGCUUCGACCUGGGCUUCCAGAGCUGCUAUGUGGCCGUGGCCCGGGCGGGAGGCAUCGAGACGGUGGCCAACGAGUACAGCGACCGAUGCACGCCGUCAUUUGUAUCGUUUGGACCACGAAAUCGAUCCGUAGGAGCAGCUGCAAAAAGCCAGGUGGUGACCAACUGUAAAAACACGGUGCAGGGCUUCAAGCGAUUCCAUGGCAGGGCGUUCUCAGACUCCAGUGUCCAGGCAACCAAGUCUAACUUGGUGUAUGACUUGGCACAGAUGCCCUCUGGAUCCACUGGAAUUAAAGUGAUGUACAUGGAAGAGGAGCGGGUGUUCAGCAUCGAGCAGGUCACCGGCAUGCUGCUGACCAAACUGAAGGAGACUGCUGAGAGUGCACUGAAGAAACCAGUUGCAGACUGUGUGAUCUCUGUCCCGAGUUAUUUCACCGAUGUAGAGAGGAGGUCAGUUAUUGAUGCAGCUCAGAUCGCAGGCCUCAACUGUCUCCGACUAAUGAAUGAGACCACUGCAGUGACUCUGGCAUAUGGAAUCUACAAGCAGGACCUGCCGGCUCCAGAAGAGAAGCCCAGGAUAGUGGUGUUUGUGGACUUGGGCCACUCUGGUUACCAGGUGUCAGUUUGUGCCUUCAACAAGGGAAAGCUCAAGAUCCUGGCUACAGCAUUUGAUGCAGAGCUCGGUGGGAAGGACUUUGACGACAUCUUGGUCAACCACUUCUGCGAGGAGUUUGGAAAGAAGUACAAACUGGACGUCAAGACCAAACCCCGGGCGCUGGUGAGGCUGUACCAAGACGUUGAGAAGCUCAAGAAGCUGAUGAGCGCCAACUCCUCCGACCUGCCCCUCAACAUCGAGUGCUUCAUGAACGACAUCGACGUUUCCGGCAAACUCAACAGAGGUCAGUUUGAGGAGAUGUGUGCGGGGCUGCUGGCCAAAGUAGAGGGUCCCCUGCGCAGUGUCAUGGAACAAGCCAAGAUGAAAAAGGAAGACAUCUAUGCAGUGGAGAUCGUCGGUGGCGCCUCCAGAAUGCCCGCAAUCAAAGAGCGAAUCAGCAAAUUCUUUGGCAAAGAGCUGAACACCACCCUGAACCUAGACGAGGCAGUGGCCAGAGGCUGUGCUCUGCAGUGUGCCAUCUUGUCACCGGCCUUCAAAGUCAGAGAGUUCUCCAUCACAGACGUUAUCCCCUACUCCAUCUCCCUGAAAUGGAAUUCCGCCGUCGAGGACGGAGUGAGUGAUUGUGAAGUUUUCCCAAAGAACCACGCAGCUCCCUUCUCCAAAGUUUUAACCUUUUACCGGAAAGAGCCGUUCACCCUCGAAGGCUACUACAACAACCCGAAGGAGCUGCUGUGCCCAAGCACCGCUAUAGGUCAGUUCCAUAUCCAGAAUGUGGUUCCGCAGGCGUCUGGUGAGAGUGCAAAGGUCAAGGUGAAGGUUCGGGUCAAUGUCCACGGUGUGUUCAGCGUAUCGAGCGCGUCCCUCGUAGAAGUCAUAAAAACAGCUGAAGGCGAGGAGCCAAUGGAGACGGACCAGACAGUGAAGGAAGAGGAGAACAAAAUGCAGGUGGAUCCGGAGGAUCAGAAACUUCAGGCCGGAGACAAUGGAGAGAAGAAGGCUGAGACAGAGGAGAUGGAGACGACCGAGGAUACCAAGCAGGAGAAGAAGAACGACCAGCCCCCGCAGGCCAAGAAACCCAAAGUGAAAACGAAGACAGUGGAGCUGCCCAUAGAGAACAAUUUGCACUGGCAGCUGUCCACUGAUGUACUAAAUUUGUUGGUGGAGAAUGAGGGUAAAAUGAUCAUGCAGGAUAAGCUGGAGAAGGAGAGGAACGACGCAAAGAACUACGUAGAGGAGUAUGUGUACGACAUGAGAGACAAACUGCACGGCACCCUGGAGAAGUUUGUGAAUGAAGCUGAUCGUGAUGUGUUCUCAUUGAAACUGGAGGAAACAGAGAUCUGGCUGUAUGAAGACGGAGAGGACCAACAGAAACAAGUUUAUAUCGACAGACUGGCUGAACUGAAGAAACUUGGUCAGCCGAUCCAAGAAAGAUUCAUGGAGGCUGAGGAGAGGCCAAAAGCAUUUGAUGAUUUUGGCAGACAAAUCCAAAUGUACAUGAAGAUCAUUGAAGCUUACAAGGCAAAGGAUGAGCAGUACGAUCACCUGGAUGAGCUUGAUGUGACUCGAGUGGACAAGCAGGUGAACGAAGCCAUGGUCUGGAUGAACAGCAAGAUGAACCAGCAGAAAAGUCAGGACCUCAACCUGGACCCAGUGGUAAAAGUUCAGGAGAUCAAGUUCAAGACUAAGGCGCUUUACUCAGCCUGCAACCCUGUGAUGUCCAAACCCAAGCCCAGGGUGGAGCCUCCUAAAGAGGAGAAGACAGAGAACGGACCAGUCAACGGGCAGGAGCCGACCGAGAGUCAGCCAUCCAGUCAAGACAAAGCCACACCUGCAGGGACGGAACAGGAAACGGCAGAGACCAAGCUCCCUGAAAUGGACAUUGACUAAGUGUUGCGGCUGCUACCCGAGCUUCACCUCCGUCUGUCCUGCUUCUCGCCUCUGGUUACGUCGUUCUUCUGAGAUUGUGAUUGAUGACACAGCAGCAUCUCUCUUCUGGAGACAGACAGCAGCAUCUCUAAUCAAUACAGUUCAUACGUCAGCCUCCUCAUCAUGUCGUUUCUCAUUUUCUUCAGAACACAAAUAUCACGCAUAAUAUUAAUAUUGAAUGGGAUUAUUUUAUGACAUAAAAGUUGUGAGUGUGGGAUUAAAAACUGCUUCUUCUGUAUUUCUUUGUUUUAAUCAGCAGCUCCUGAGGACAUUUAAGCACCGAAUGUUCAGUAGUUCUGGGAAACUAGUAAUAAACACAGGAUUCUUGAAAUUGUAAAAUAUAAUGGCAUGUCUCAAUACAGUUUAGGUACAGUGGCACUUGUAAACGAACGUGGAUUGUUCCAAAUUGUACAUUACAUUUUUUUCACAACCAAUAAUUGUAACUGCUGGAAUGUCAUGUAUUUAGUUUAAGAGGAAAGACUGAGUUUUUGUGUUUACUUGUACUGUUUGUUCGAACUAGAUACUACAAGUCACCGUCAUGCAGUAUAUAAUCGUUUGGCUUUUUCUCAUUUAAGAGCAAUGGUCCAUUGGUUGUUUUCUGGUAGCCUUGUAUUGCUUUUUUCUACCCAACUGUGAAUGCUGGUCUAACAAAUCACCUUCUGGGUGCUGCUGUUGUUGCCACAUCACAAAAAACUAAAAUAAAUCAAAUUAAGAAAAGCAUAUGAAUUAA
Molecule: messenger RNA, 3485 nt
Organism: Limanda limanda (common dab)
Lineage: Eukaryota; Metazoa; Chordata; Actinopteri; Pleuronectiformes; Pleuronectidae
Gene: hspa4a
Product: heat shock protein 4a
Exons: 19
Coding region: 203-2716 (837 amino acids)
Biological process (GO): protein folding
Cellular component (GO): cytosol; nucleus
Molecular function (GO): ATP-dependent protein folding chaperone; ATP binding
Source: RefSeq, a predicted model, not a curated record